CUGGAGAGUGUGAGAGAGACAGUUCUAGUGUCUGCUCUGCUAGAGGAGAUUUGUAACAUUUACUCUUUUCACAUACUGAUCUUAUUACUCUGUAAUAAUUUUGCUAGCCUUGUAGUAGUAGAGCGCAAUGAAUGCAAUAGAGUUAGCAUAGGCCUAGGUGUUACACAAUAGUAUAUACACUGACAACGACACUUAAUGUUCACUGCGAUGGCAUGAAGGGACACGGAAACUCGCUCUUGGGAUCAUUGGACACGCAGUACUUUAUGUUUGCCUGAUUGAUUGUCUUUUAUCCUUCGAGAGCAAAUUCUUUCCACGACCAAAGCCUGGCACUGCAACUAGGCCGUUGAUGGACCAGCCUGGUGAAGAGGCGGGGUUAGAAUGGGACAGAGCACCUCGGAACAAGAGGGCCAAGAACAUGCAGAUGCCCCUCUGGAAGAAGGUUUUAAUAACAUCAAGGCGUUUGUGGAGGAAGAACUACAGACGAGCAUGAUGAUGGGGAUGGUGAUUGGUGCGGGCAUCGCCAUAAUCCUCAUCGCCAUCCUCAUCUUCUUCAUGCUGCGGAGGAUCCAGCUCAGAAACCUGCAAGCCCAGGAGGCCCCCAAGUAUCGAUUCCGCAAGAGGGACAAGGUCAUGUUCUAUGGGCGAAAGAUCAUGCGCAAGGUGUCCCAGUCCACCUCUUCCCUGGUGGGCACAGCCUCCUCCUCGCGCCCACGACUCAAAAAGAAGCAGAAAAUGCUCAACAUUGCCAAAAAGAUUCUGCGUUUUAAGAAGGAGGUGCCCACCCUGGUAGCUAAGGAGCCUCCUCCCUCAGUGCUGGAGGCCGACCUUACAGAGUUUGACGUGGCCAACUCCCACCUGCCCUCCGAGGUGCUCUACAUGCUCAAGAACGUCCGUGUGCUGGGCCACUUUGAGAAGCCUCUGUUCCUGGAGCUGUGUAAGCACAUGGUGUUCCUGCAGUUCCAACAGGGAGAGUACGUCUUCAGACCGGGCCAGCCUGACAGCAGCAUCUACGUGGUGCAGGACGGAAAACUAGAACUGUGCCUUACUGGAAUGGACGGCAAGGACGGUGUGGUGAAGGAGGUGUACCCCGGAGACAGUGUCCACAGCCUCCUCAGCAUCCUGGACGUCAUCACCGGACACCAGAAGCCGUACAGGACAGUGUCGGCGCGGGCGGCUGAGGUGUCCACCGUACUGCGUCUACCUGUCGAGGCCUUCCUCUCCAUCUUCGAGAAGUACCCUGAGAGCCUGGUGCGGGUUGUCCAGAUCAUCAUGGUUCGUCUCCAAAGAGUAACCGUUCUGGCGCUGCACAACUACCUAGGGCUCACCAACGAGCUCUUUAGCCACGAGAUGCAGCUCCUGCGCCUGCUGCCCCUGUCCCCCCACCCCGUGCCCCGCACCAGCCCCCAGCGCCACGGCAAGCGUUUCGGUAGCCUGACCGUGCCCGUGGAGGACCGCGAGGCCGCCGUGAAGGACGCACCAGAUCCUGGGAAGGAUGGAGCCACAGUCCCACCAACCCUCAGCAGGACCAUCUCCAUGCCUGUAGACAUCGCCGGCAUGCAGAAGAAUCUGCGGUCGGAUUUCGACAUGGCCUACGAGAGAGGACGGAUCUCAGUUUCCGCUGAGGACGGCAACACGCCACCCACCUAUACACGGGACCAGCGGGAGAGGAGGGUGACCGUAGACGAGGUGCCGUCGGGGGUGUACCUGUACCCUGAGGAGGAGGGGGGUCCGGACAACCAGUUCUCACCAGGACCAGGACCCGUCCCCGGUCGCCCCAGCCCUGCCCUGUUCGAGGAGGCCCUGAAGGAGCUCCUCAAACUCAUGAGGAUAGAGGACCCCGCUCUGCUGAAUGGGAGAGUGACUCUGCACCAUGCCAAGGCAGGAACCGUGCUGGCUAGACAAGGAGACCAGGAUGUGAGUCUCCACUUCGUCCUGUCCGGCUGUCUCCACGUGUACCAGCGGAUGAUCGACAAGCAAGAUGCGGUGUGUCUGUUUGUCACCCAGCCGGGUGAGAUGGUGGGCCAGCUGGCCGUGUUGACUGGAGAACCCCUCAUCUUCACCAUCAAGGCCAACAGAGACUGCACCUUCCUCAAGAUCUCCAAGUCUGACUUCUACGAGAUCAUGAGAGAACAGCCCAGUGUGGUUCUGAGUGCAGCCCACACCGUAGCCAUCCGCAUGUCCCCCUUCGUCAGACAGAUGGACUUCGCCAUAGACUGGAUGGCUGUGGAGGCCGGCAGAGCCCUCUAUAGGCAGGAUGACCAGUCGGACUGCACCUACAUAGUUCUGAACGGACGUCUACGUUCUGUUAUACGUAAAGCUAACGGGAAGAAGGAGCUGGUAGGAGAGUACGGUCGAGGAGACCUCAUAGGAGUGGUUGAGGCUCUGACCCGACAGCCCAGAGCCACUACGGUCCACGCGGUCAGAGACACAGAGCUGGUCAAGCUACCAGAGGGAACGCUCAACAACAUCAAGAGGAGGUACCCACAGGUGGUCACCAGGUUGAUCCACCUGCUGGGACAGAAAAUCCUGGGGAACCUGCAACAGGCCCGCGGACCAUUCUCAGGUUCUGCCCUCGGCCGGUCCAGCGUAGCGUCCAGCCCUGACGUCACCAACCCGGCCAGUAACCUGUCCACUGUGGCCGUACUGCCCAUCUGUGACGAGGUGCCAAUCAACGCCUUCAACCUGGAGCUCAGCCACGCCCUCAGCGCCAUAGGACCUACCCUGCUGCUGACCAGUGACAUCAUCAGAGAGCGACUGGGGGCCUCCGCUCUGGAUAAUAUCCAUGAGUACCGUCUGUCUGGCUGGCUGGCCCAGCAGGAGGACAUCAACAGGAUAGUCCUGUACCAGACAGACAGCAGUAUGACCCCCUGGACCCAGCGCUGCAUCAGACAGGCUGACUGCAUCCUCAUUGUGGGCCUGGGGGAACAGGAACCUGCACUGGGACAGUUAGAGCAGAUGUUGGAGAACACCGCGGUGAGGGCCCUGAAACAGCUGGUGCUGCUCCAUAAAGAGGACGGCUCGGGGCCCUCCAGGACCGUAGAGUGGCUCAACAUGAGGAGCUGGUGCUCUGGACACCUCCACCUCCGCUGCCCCCGCCGGGUCUUCUCACGACGCAGCCCCUCAAAACUGAGGGAGGUGUAUGAGAAGGUGUUUGAGAAGACAGCGGACAGACACAGUGAUUUCUCUCGGCUGGCCCGGGUACUGACUGGGAACAGCAUCGCUGUGGUGCUAGGAGGAGGAGGAGCCAGAGGCUGCUCCCACGUGGGAGUGAUCAAGGCCAUGGAGGAGGCAGGGAUUCCCAUCGACAUCGUGGGCGGGACGUCCAUCGGGUCGUUCAUCGGGGCGCUAUACGCCGAGGAGAGGAGUGCGGUGCGCACCAAGCAGAGAGCCCGCGAGUGGUCCAAGGCGAUGAACUCCGUAUUCAAAACCAUCCUUGACCUGACCUAUCCCAUCACCUCAAUGUUCACCGGCGCCGCCUUCAACACCAGCAUCUCCAAAGUGUUCCAGGAAAAGCAGGCUGAGGACCUGUGGUUGCCCUACUUCAACGUGACUACUGACAUCACGGCGUCCGCCAUGCGUGUGCACCAAGACGGCUCGCUGUGGCGCUAUGUUAGAGCGAGUGCCUCCUACACCCCCUAUUUACCUCCCCUCUGCGACCCCAAGGAUGGCCACCUGCUUGUGGAUGGUUGCUAUGUUAACAAUGUCCCAGGGUCACUGUGGCGCUAUGUGAGGGCGAGCAUGACCCUCUCAGGGUACCUGCCGCCCCUCUGCGACCCCAAAGAUGGCAACUUGCUUAUGGACGGGGGCUACAUCAACAACCUGCCAGCGGACAUCGCGAGGAACAUGGGCGCCAAGACUGUCAUCGCCAUCGACGUAGGUAGCCAGGACGAGACGGACCUCUGUAACUAUGGCGACAGCCUGUCGGGCUGGUGGUUGCUGUGGAAACGGAUCAACCCCUGGGCAGAGAAAGUGAAGGUUCCAGACAUGGCAGAGAUCCAGUCCAGGCUGGCCUAUGUGUCGUGUGUACGUCAGCUGGAAGUGGUUAAGAAGAGUGCCUACUGCGAGUACAUCCGACCACCCAUCGACCGCUUCAAGACAAUGGACUUCGGCAAGUUUGACGAGAUCUACGAUGUGGGCUACCAGCACGGCAAGCUGCUCUUCACCGGAUGGGCCCGUGGUGACAUCAUCGACAACAUGCUCAAGGACCACCGCUCGGCAGACUACAACGACAGCAAGACCAAGACGGACUCCUAUACGUGUCCAGGGUCAGACUUCACUGACCUGGCUGAGAUAGUGUCCAGGAUUGAGCCGGUCCAGACCUACGUCGAUCCUGACGCUGAUGCUGCUGAGGCGGGGGAUGAGUCGGACUGCCUGACGGAGUAUGAGGAGGACGGGAUGGACACGGUGAGAGAAGUGGAGGAGGAGGAAGAGGAGGAGGAAGAGGGGGAACAGGAACUCGAUGACCUCUCCCCCAGAGAGUGGGGCCAGAACGGAGUCUUCCAGGCGGAUGAGGAGAAGUCAGUCCGCCAGCGGAGGAAAGCAGAAGGUGACUCCAACACCUACUCCGAGCUCUCCGACUGCUGACAGGAGGAGAGGAAAAAUUAGAAAGAGACAGACGUUGGGUCCAAGAACUGAGGGAGGAAAGGGGGAUAUGAGUCAGGUUCUGGGUCCAAAAACUAAGAGGAGGAGGUGGAAGAUGAAAGUUGGAGGUCGGGCAAUUUCUGCAGCUACUGUAGCUCAACAAAUACUUAUUUAUCCCAACCCUAAUCUACCACACCUGAUUCUAACAAUUAGCUGGUUUAUCAAAUAAAUCAGGUUACAUCAAGGGUUGGAUUGAAAACCUACAGGGGUGCUCUCCAGGAACAGUGUUGGAGAGCCCCGCUCUAACCCCUGACCCUUAACCCGUAAGCCCUUGGACCACUGGUGCCCAGUGUGACUUGGACCAUGAAUGUACUCUCUCCAAUCUGAAGAUGGACUCAACUGGGACCCCUCCACUCUCUCCCUCCUGCCAAAGCUGAAAUAGUUGUAUUGGGGUGACUUAAGUGUGUCCCUCAUACCACAGGGAACACAUUAGUACUUGGUUGAAGUUAAAAACCUAGUCUCUUUAAGCUUUCAGCUCCAAUGCUUUGGCCCUAUUCAGACUUUCUGUCUGCAUGUCCUGUCUGUCCAUAAUCAGGAGAGGUUCUCAUUGAUGGUUCUCUGUUAAGAUACGAAUGGGUAUUCCGUGGAUGGAAGUUGGAAAGAUGUGUGUGUGUGUCAUUACGAUUUAUUUGCUAGUAGUAGUAUUGAUGUUGAAUGGAGAGGGAUGUGAGAUGUAAAAGGCUGAUAAUGAAAGCGGUGCAAAGCCGCUGAUGCGCACAAACAGUAGAAAGACGGAUGUAUACUGAACAAAAAUAUAAACACAACAUACAACAAUUUAAAAGGUUUUACUGAGUUCAUAUAAGGAAAUCUGUCAAUUGAAAUUCAUUAGGCCCUAGUCUAUGGAUUUCACGUGACUGGGCAGGGGAGCAGCCAUGGGAGGGCAUAGGUCCACCCACUUGGGAGCCAGGUCCAACCACUGGGGGGCCAGGACCAGCCAAUCAGAAUGUGUUUUUCCCCACAAAAGGGCUUUAUUACAGACAGAAAUACUCCUCAGUUUCACCAGCUGUCAGGGUAUCUGGUCUCAGACGGUCCCGCAGGUGAAGAAGCCAGAUGUGCAGGUCCUUGACUGGUGUGGUCUGCGGUUGUGAGGCCGGUUGUACGUACUGCCAAAUUCUCAAAAACAACGUUGGAGGUGGCUUUUUGUAGAGAAAUUAACAUUUUAAAUUCUCUGGCUGCAGCUCUGGAGGACAUUCUUGCAGUCAAUUCUUGCAGUCAAUGCCAGCAGCAUACCACCCUGCAUACCACUGCUGGCUUGCUUCUGAAGCUAAGCAGGGUUGGUCCUGGUCAGUCCCUGGAUGGGAGACCAGAUGCUGCUGGAAGUGGUGUUGGAGGGCCAGUAGGAGGCACUCUUUCCUCUGGUCUAAAAAAAAAAAUAUCCCAAUGCCCCAGGGCAGUGAUUGGGGACACUGCCCUGUGUAGGGUGCUGUCUUUCGGAUGGGACGUUAAACAGGUGUCCUGACUCUCUGAGGUCAUUAAAGAUCCCAUGGCACUUAUCGUAAGAGUAGGGGUGUUAACCCCGGUGUCCUGGCUAAAUUCCCAAUCUGGCCCUCAAACCAUCAUGGUCACCUAAUAAUCCCCAGUUUACAAUUGGCGCAUUCUUCCCCCUCCUCUCCCCUGUAACUAUUCCCCAGGUCGUUGCUGCAAAUGAGAACGUGUUCUCAGUCAACUUACCUGGUAAAAUAACGGUAAAAUAAAAAUAAAGAAAUAAAAAAGUCAGCAUGCCAAUUGCACACUCCCGCAAAACGUGAGACAUCUGUGGCAUUGUGUUAUGUAAUAAAACUGCACGUUUUACUGGCCUUUUAUUGUCCCAGCACAAGGUGCACCUGUGUAACGAUCAUGCUUUUUAAUCAGCUUCUUGAGAUGCCACAUGUCAGGUGGAUGGAUUAUCUUGGCGAAGGGGAAAUACUCACAGACAGAAAUUUAAACCAAUUUUUGCACAAAAUUUGAGAGAAGCUUUUUGUGUGUGUAUUAAACAUUUCUGGGAUCUUUUAUUUCAGCUCAUGAAACGUUAAAUGUUGCAUUUUAUAUUUUUGUUCAGUGUAUAUUAUUAGAUGUGGAAGUAGGGAGAUGAAAAUGUGUAGAGGUGUGUUUGUCAUUGGUUUCCACCAUGCUUGCUACUACUGUAUUCUGCUUGUUCCAAGCAGAGGAUAACAAUGCCUUUUUUAACCAUUUAAAAACAAUGGAGGGGAGACUUUGCCAAUGGACCUUUUAGUAUAGAAAGCAGCCCUCUCUCCCUACUUGCCUAAUGCUUGCAUGGGGUCCUGUGUACUUCCUAACUAACAAGUGUCAAACUCAUUCCACGGAGGGCCAAGUGUCUGGGUGGUUUUCACUCCUUCCUUUUACUUGAUGAAUUAAGGUUGCUAAUUAGUAAAGAACUCCCUUCACCUGGUUGUCUAGGUCUUAAUUGAAAGGAAAAAACAAAAACCCACAGAAACUAGGCCCUCCAUGGAAUGAGUGUGACACCCCUGCCCUAACCUCUCAAAUGGUCAGAGUAACUUAGUCUAAUCUUAGUAAUAACUAUAUAUACACACUAUACCUACUUUACACCUGUUAAUACUCAUAUGUAUAUAAUAAAUACUUUCUAUGUCAAUGUUUUUCUUCUGCAAAACUAGGACUCUUUUCGCCUGAGAGACGUCCUUCCUAAAUCCAUUCAAAAGUGCACAGAAUGUUUUGUUGCCAAUUUUAAUUUAAUUUAUUUGUUUUACCACUGGCUUUUUUUUAAAUAGCCUUUUUUUAACACUGAACAAAAGGGGGGGGGGGGUCCUAAUGGAGAAUUCUAAUUACAGACGUGAAUAAUGAACUGUACUGUUCUUAUUAGAUUGGGUUUCGCUAUUUUGCACUGAUGAAUAAAAAUAAUAAUUCCUUGGUUGGAAAGGAGAUUUUUGAUUUAUUUGCAUCUUCCUUAAGAUGCCCUAUGGAGACAGGAUGGUAUGGGAUGUCAUUUCAAUUUAAAGAAAUGUUCAAAUGCAUACUCAAUAAUAAAUCUAAAUUAUAAUGCAAA
This is a messenger RNA of Salvelinus fontinalis (brook trout), 7642 nucleotides long. RefSeq names its product patatin-like phospholipase domain-containing protein 6. The record is from RefSeq and is a predicted model, not a curated record. The transcript is spliced from 35 exons. Gene Ontology annotation, biological process: phosphatidylcholine metabolic process. Gene Ontology annotation, cellular component: endoplasmic reticulum. Gene Ontology annotation, molecular function: phosphatidylcholine lysophospholipase A1 activity. NCBI's taxonomy places the organism in Eukaryota, Metazoa, Chordata, Actinopteri, Salmoniformes, Salmonidae. The coding region runs from base 379 to 4584 and encodes 1401 amino acids.